AUGAUCUCGCAAGUCCCAUGGUGGGUUUUCUCACUGAUCAGUGUCGCGGUGGUUAGUGCUGCGGUAGGAGGAGCCUAUGAAGAUCAGACUAAGGUUUACAUAGUCUACCUCGGAGCAGUAGAGCACAGUCAUCCGGAUCUCGUUACUGCUUCACAUAUCGGCAUGUUAGCAUCAUUGUUUGGAAGCGAAAAAGACGCAAGGGAAUCCAUGAUAUACAGUUAUCGACAUGGCUUCUCAGGAUUUGCUGCCCAUAUGACUGAUUGGCAAGCGAAAAAACUUUCAGAGCAUCCUGACGUAGUUCAAGUGACGCCGAAUCAUUACUACCAGAUGCAAACAACAAGAACCUUCGACUACUUGGGGCUUUACGAAAGCACUCCAAAACAGCUUCUCCUUGAUGCCAAUAUGGGUGAGGACGUCAUCAUAGGCGUCUUUGACUCAGGUGUGUGGCCAGAAUCAGAGUCGUUCAACGACAGAGGGUUAGGACCGAUCCCCGCACGUUGGAAAGGAAAGUGCGUUGACGGUGAAGGAUUUGAGUCCAAAAAACACUGCAACAAGAAACUAAUCGGAGCCCGUUACUACAUACAGAGCCACAUCCAGAAGAACAAAACAGAAGGUAUAACAUCUGACUACAUCGAGCAGAAAGAGUACAUGUAUGCAAGGGAUAGCUAUGCGCACGGGACUCACGUUGCCUCCAUAGCGGGAGGUGCCUUCGUCCCAAAUGUGACCAACACAGUUUUCGGAGUGGGGACGGCAAGAGGUGGGGCGCCUAGUGCCCACAUUGCCGUUUACAAAGUCUGUUGGAAAAGAGUCGGUUAUGGGGGAUGCGCCGCUAUGGACAUUCUUAAAGCCAUGGACGAUGCCAUAGAGGAUGGGGUGGACGUGAUGUCUCUAUCAUUAGCCAUGUCCAUCCCUGUACUCCCGGAAACAAACAACGAUAAUGAGAUCAUAUUUGGAGCCUUCCACGCAAUGUCAAAGGGUAUCCCAGUGCUAUGUGCAAGCGGAAAUGACGGCCCCACAGCUUACACAUUGGAUAAUAUUGCGCCAUGGGUAAUCACAGUGGCUGCAACCUCGCUGGACCGGUGGUUUCCUACACCGCUCCAUUUAGGGAAUAAUGUUACUAUACUGGCACGAGACCCGUACAAGGGAUUGGAAAUCCAAGCCGAUCUUAUUUACGUAGAUAGCCUCUACAAGAUCACAAGUGCGGCAAAAGGAAAAGUGGUGUUAGUUUUCUUGACGGAAAGUAAAGAAGUUGUUUAUAAAUAUAUCGAAAACAUUAGCAGAUUCGGAUUGAAGGCUGUAAUCGUUGCCUCCACAAGAGAUGAUAGUGUGGAUCAAGUCGUCGGUUUCCCCAUAAUAGUCAAUAUAGACUAUGAACAAGGAGCCACCAUGAUGAAUUACAUAAGUUCCACCAGCUCACCUACCAUAAAGAUAAGCUCUGCAAUCACACUCACUGGUCCACUUGUAGCCACUAAAGUUGCUGUCUUCUCAAGUAGAGGACCCAAUUCAGUAUCUCCAUACGUUCUAAAGCCUGAUGUAGCAGCUCCCGGUGUGGCUAUAUUGGCUGCUAGCACUCCAUCUAAAGCGGGUGCCGAGAAUGGGUUCAUUACUCUGUCCGGGACGUCAAUGUCCACGCCUGUGGUCGCCGGUGUGGUUGCGCUCCUCAGAACCAUUCAUCGUGACUGGUCUCCUGCAGCAAUUCAUUCCGCUCUCGUCACUACAGCUUCCACAACUGAUCCUUACGGAGAACCGAUCUUCGCUGACGGAUUGUCUGGGAAACUAGCCGAUUCGUUUGACUUUGGAGGGGGAUUGGUGAACCCGACCAAAGCAGCUGACCCCGGUCUUGUCUACGAUGCAUCCGUAGAAGACUACCUGCGGUUUCUAUGUUCUUCUGGGUACGAGGAGACGUCCAUCGGAAAAAUGGCAAACAGAAGUAGUAUGUAUCAUUGUCCUAGUCCUAGGCCAUCGAUGCUCGAGCUUAAUCUGCCGUCAAUAACCAUCCCUUUCCUCGAUGGAGAUGUAACGGUCACUAGAACCGUCACCAACGUUGGACCCAUCGACUCCAAAUAUACGGUCAUCGUUAAACCACCUUUGGGUGUCGAGAUCACCGUAACGCCCAACAUACUGUUCUUCAACUCCUUCGUCAAGAGGCUGAGCUUUGAAGUGACAGUCUCCACAACUCACAAGAGCAAUUCCAUCUACUACUUUGGAAGUAUAACUUGGACGGAUGGCUCCCACUUUGUCAGUAUACCCUUAUCUGUGAGGACAGAAAGAGUCAUGUAUUUCAACCAUUAAGUUUGGAAACAAAAUGAGUAUCUUAUUAACCUAAAGAUGCGUACUGUACAAGCCAUCUAUCUAUCUGUUGUAAUAAAGUUUCGUUU
Messenger RNA from Camelina sativa (false flax), 2378 nucleotides. RefSeq names its product subtilisin-like protease SBT3.11. NCBI's taxonomy places the organism in Eukaryota, Viridiplantae, Streptophyta, Magnoliopsida, Brassicales, Brassicaceae. The record is from RefSeq and is a predicted model, not a curated record. Gene Ontology annotation, molecular function: serine-type endopeptidase activity. Gene Ontology annotation, biological process: proteolysis.